This is a messenger RNA of Aspergillus japonicus CBS 114.51, 585 nucleotides long. RefSeq names its product oxidase ustYa family protein. The annotation marks the transcript as partial. The transcript is spliced from 4 exons. The record is from RefSeq and is a predicted model, not a curated record. Gene Ontology annotation, biological process: mycotoxin biosynthetic process. Lineage: Eukaryota; Fungi; Ascomycota; Eurotiomycetes; Eurotiales; Aspergillaceae.
CCAUACCAAGGCGACCCCAGCCCUGAACUCGAUCAGGCCUGGAAAGAGCUACUACAGUACUCCAACAUCUGGGUGACCGGCGACGAGCUAUCGAAGAUCAACAAGACCUCGAUCCCUGUUCCCGGCGAGGAGGACAAAUACUGGGUCGAGCUGAGUGUGGUUCACGAGCUGCACUGCAUUAAACGCCUCCGCCAAUACAUCCACUCAGACUACUACUUCGCCAACAUCUCCGCCGAGGACCGUCGUCUGAAUGACCUCCACACCGACCACUGCUUGGAGAUCCUCCGGCAAAGCGUCAUGUGCCACGCCGACAUCUCCAUGAUCACCAUGACCUGGGAGCCGACGAGCAAGUACCCCGCCGCGGACUUCCAGAACGUCCACGAGUGCAAGAACUGGGACGUGCUGUAUGAGUGGCAGAAGGAGCGGUCGGUCGAUAUGAUGAAGCCUGGGUUCUUGGUGCAUCCUUAUCUUGGUAAGUGCUUCCCGUCGGAGCAAUUGUGCUGGGAAGCGUGCUUUUCUGUGCUUUACCUUUCACUCUUUUUUUUUUGUGUGUGUCUGUGGGUUGUUUGGAUUGCUGAUACCUAG